CCCGCGGCCCUAGCCCGUGGUCCCCGCGCGGCGUGGAUCGCGGCCGGGGCCGCCAUUGUUCCGCCGAGGGAGGACAACCGGGCCCCGCACUGGCGCCGAGACGCCGCUUAGCGGCCGCCACUGGAGACACUCCAUCCCGCCGCCCCCCCUCCUCCCGGCGGUGGCGGAGCGAGGUCGAGAGGGGGAACUGGGAGCCCCCUCUCCUCCCGGCGGCCGCGGGGGCCGAUCCCUGGCUUCGGCGCGAGGGGCGGCCGCGAUGCGCUCGGCCUGAGGCGGUCGGCCCGGCCCUUCCUGGCUGCCCCUGACUCUUCCACGGCGUCUCUGCGCCCCAGCGUCAUCCUCGGAGUCCCUCUGACGGGAGGGAAGAUGGCUGCACGGAGCUGGCAGGACGAGCUGGCUCAGCAGGCCGAGGAGGGCUCGGCCCGACUGCAGGAAAUGCUCUCGGUCGGCCUAGGCUUUCUGCGCACGGAGCUGGGCCUCGACCUGGGGCUGGAGCCGAAGCGGUACCCGGGCUGGGUGAUCCUGGUGGGCACGGUCGCGCUCGGGCUACUGCUGCUCUUCCUGCUGGGCUACGGCUGGGCCGCAGCUUGCGCCGGCGCCCGCAAGAAGCGGAGGAGCCCGCCCCGCAAGCGGGAGGAGGCGGCGGCCGCGCCGGCCUCGGCCCCUGAGGACCUAGCCCUGCUGAAGAACCUCCGGAGCGAGGACCAGAAGAAGAAGAACCGCAAGAAAUUGCCCGAGAAGCCCAAACCAAAUGGACGGACUGUUGAAGUGGCUGAGGAGGAAGUUGCCCUAACUCCUCGAAAUGUAGCAGCAAAGCAGCCAUUGGAGACGGAUAAGAAAAAUGAAAAGUCAAAGAAAAAUAAGAAGAAAUCAAAGUCAGAUGCUAAAGCAGUGCAAAACAGUUCACGCCAUGAUGGAAAGGAAGUUGAUGAAGGAGCCUGGGAAACUAAAAUUAGUCACAGAGAGAAACGACAGCAACGUAAACGUGAUAAGGUGCAGACUGAUUGUGGUUCAUUGGAUUCAACUAUCCCUGGGAUAGAAAAUACCAUCACAGUUACCACGGAGCAACUUACAACUGCAUCAUUUCCUGUUGGUUCCAAGAAGAAUAAAGGUGAUUCUCAUCUAAAUGUGCAAGUUAGCAACUUUAAGUCUGGAAAAGGAGAUUCUACACUUCAGGUUUCUUCAGUAUUGAAUGAAAACCUCACUGUAAAUGGAGGAGGCUGGAAUGAAAAGUCCGUAAGACCCUCCUCACAGAUCAGUGCAGGUGAGGACCAGUGGAACUCUAUUUCACCCGCUUCUGCAGGCAAGAGAAGAACUGAGCCAUCUGCCUGGGGUCAAGACACUGGAGAUGCUAAUGCGAAUGGAAAAGACUGGGGAAGGAGUUGGAGUGACCGUUCAAUAUUUUCUGGCAUUGCUGCUUGGUCUAGUGUGGAUAGGGGAAUGAAUACCUCUGAACAGAAUUCUGCUUCUUUUGCAUCUCUCACACUUAACUCUGCUGUUCCUGGGUCUGCUGCUGAGCCAGUUUCUCAGUCCGCCACUUCCGAUUAUCAGUGGGAUGUUAGCCGUAAUCAGCCCUGUAUCGAUGAUGAAUGGUCUGGGUUAAAUGGUCUGUCUUCUGCUGACCCCGGCUCUGAUUGGAAUGCACCGGCAGAAGAGUGGGGGAACUGGGUAGACGAAGAAAGGGCUUCACUUCUAAAGUCCCAGGAGCCGAUUCCUGAUGGUCAAAAAGUUUCAGAUGAUGAUAAAGAAAAGGGAGAGGGUGCUCUUUCAACUGGGAAAUCUAAAAAGAAAAAGAAGAAAAAGAAGAAGCAAGGUGAUGAUAACUCUCCUGCACAGGACCCAGAAGAAAUAGAAAAAGAGAUUAAAGAAGAGCUUCCAGUGAAUACCUCUAAAGUUCGUCCAAAACAGGAAAAAGCUUUUUCUUUGAAAACCAUAAGCACUAGUGAUCCAGCAGAAGCACUCAUCAAAAAUAGCCAGCCUGUCAAGACUCUUCCACCUGCUGUUUCUACCGAGCCAUCUGUUACUUUAUCAAAAAGUGAUUCUGACAAGAGCUCUUCCCAAGUGCCACCCAUGCUGCAAGAGUCAGAGAAAUCUAAGUCAAAUACUAAGCAAAAUAGUGUGCCUCCUUCUCAAACCAAGUCUGAAACUAGCUGGGAAUCUCCCAAACAAAUAAAAAAGAAGAAAAAAGCCAGGCGGGAAACGUGAAUUUUCUUUUCCUGAAUGGGACAUGUGUUUGCAAACACUGUCUUGAAGAUUAUGCUGUUUAUGCAAUAAUUUGUGAACAUGUACAGAGUUUUAUAUAAAUUUAAACCAAUUUUUAAAACAAAACUGUGAACACAACCACCAUAAAAAUGGAAUCAAAGGAAAGUUAAUUUAUGAAAAUUAAGAGGUCAGCAGAAUAUACUACAGUGCUGGAAGACACUUGGGGAAAGUCUUUUCAAUUUAAUGAGAACGAUCUUAAUUUAAGAAUAUUAUCCUGGUUUUACAACAGUGCCCUGUUUACAACAGAUUGUGCCCUAUCUCAUCUGCAACUGAGGAAUAAAGGAUUCUUAUUAGAGAGGAGGUUGCCUGCAAACUAGGCAACUUCUUGGAUUUUAUGCACGGAACUUAUACAAUUUGAAUCUGUUUCAUGCUUAAAUCAAAGUGCUUUGAUCAGAUGCAUAAUCUGCCAUAUCUUUACAUAUUUGUUGGUAGCAGUUUGUAUUAAAGGAAUCACAAGUGCAAAUAAAAAGUCAUUUAUCAUUUAUUUAACUAAACUGUCAUGGUUUAGUUUACAGUUUUUAAAAAGUUCUUAAAACAUUGAAAAUGCAGUUGGCACUUAUGGCUUACGAAGUUAUUUUUGAUAGUCUUACAUUACUUGAAUUAUUCAAAGUACAAUAUAUUUUAAAUUAAGAAAGGUAAACUAUAUGUAUUUGUUUUAUACUUUUAAGGAUGAGACUCACAAAUAAUGCUCUUGUUUAUGAUUUGAAAACUUUCAGGCAAAAUGCAGCUCAUAUUUUUUCUUUCCCUAGCAAUUACUUUUUUCCAACGUCAUCUCUUCUUCAUUGCUAGUACUUUUUUGACUUUAAAAGUGAAAUCUUUCACAAACUAGUUCUAUAGACAGAACUUUGAAUAUAUGAUGGAGAAUGAAAAACUAGAGUCAGACAGCUUUAAUUGACAUUGUCAAGACCUCCAGUUAUCAGGAAUACAUUUUUUUACUGCCUUAACCUGUAGUGCGUAGAAUAUGCAUCAAUUUCUUGAAGGGGGUUCGUGUUUUUAUAAAAAUUUUCAUGUAAUUAUUACAAUCAUGGUCAAAUAAGGAACGUUUCCUGCUUGAAACUGUAUUGAUUUAAAUGACGUGUGAGCUGUUUCACCACUUUUGGCACCGUGUAAUUCUAUUGUAAUAAACUGGCAGGUGUCUUUGUGACUAUAAAUAGUGCAUGCUCAGCCAUGUACACUGUAAAUAGCCUUUACCAAACGUGUUUGACAAGGACCAUAAUUAACAUCAUAUAGUGAAUUGUGAUUUUUUUUUAAAAGGCCAUGAUUUAUUUGAUGUUGGCUUAAUUGUUUUUAUGUGGCGCCAAGAAUGAAACUGUUUAGCUGUAACCAAUGGUACUCAUCUAUCCAUCCAAUGUUGUCUUCGUUACACUUGACUGUGGUUUGAUAGUAUUGCAUUGUCAGUCUAGGAAGGCUAAAGAAACAUGGUUUUAGUUAUGCUGAAGACUGGCCUUAUUAAUGUGCAGCUUUCCUAACAAGCGGUUACUAACUUGUAUCAGGUGUUAACAUCUGUUUCAGGAACAUGGCAGUAUGUUUACAUGUCAGAAGUUUUGUUUAAUUCUAUGGUAUUUCUAAGUUGAUUUGUUUAAAUAAAUUCAGCAAAUGGAUAGCAUUGUUUUUAUUUGCUUCAGUGUUGGGGUAAAUAUGCUACAGUGCCAGGAGUGGAUUUCUUCAAAUGACUUUAUUCUGUUAACCUUACAUAGAUGAUUCCUAAGUAGAUCCAAGGAUUCCUGAGUUGCCAGCACUUUGUAAAAAUCUGACACAGGAGAAUUCGGUAGGGAGUCUAAUUUUAGGAUGUGCCAAAAGAUCUGUGCCCAGAAACUUUAGUUGAACUCUCUCAACUCUACCUCACCAUUUCUUCAUCUUGGAAUUUUCUUGGCUGUGUCAAGUGUGGGACUUUAUUUCUCCAGUGUAGUAUCUCCCAGUCAACCAUUUUGCCAGGUGUUAGAGAGGCUGUCUUUUAAGGAGAGAUGAAGUAUCAGGAUGGAGAAGUGCACUGCGAAGUUGGGGUGCACCCACCAUGGAGAUGCUUCUGUCCUUUCUCUCUGGCUCAAGAGCCAGGACAUGGAUAUUAUAUUUUAUGAUAUGACAGCUCCGAGUGAUGAAAUUAGUAAGUUCAUUCUUUCAUGUGUGAGGUGCAAACUCUUGCACAAUUACAGUAGUAUUGAUUGAUCUUUACCUGUCCCUAAGGUCUUUAUGUGAUAUGAAAGUAGUUUCUCAAAUCUAAACACAGGAACUAUUCCCCAUCAUCAAUUCAGAAGGUACUAGAAUCAAGCAGUGAUUCAGGGAGGAGGGAGAGAGAGAGAAUUAUUGUCCUCUGGGGGGCUGGAUUAGAUGCUCCCCAGACUAUUAGCAGGGAGAGAAUUGAUCCCCUUUAGUCUUUAUCAGGUCUGGAGGGGAACCUUGUUCGAAUUAGCAAGUAAGGCUCCUAGAGAAACUACUUUAAAAUCUUCCUAAUCCCUCCUGUAUUCUGGAUCAGGGAGUAGUGUCAGGAUUUCCCCCAGACAGGAAUCCUACCUAUCUAUACUCUGAACUAAGUGAAACAGUAGUUGAGAGAGUCCAGAAAGUAUUGAAAUCAAAAGUCAUUCAUGUAAUUUGCCAUGUCUGCUUUGUGCAUGCGUUUUGUUGGGGUGGGGAGAGGGCAGUGGGAAUAAUUCAUUCAAAUCUAAUGUUAUUAAUGUUAUUAUUUCAUAGGCUAAUCUGGUUUGUAUUUGAGUUAAAGAUAUUAAAGGGCAAUAUUUAACUACAGAGUUUAGUUUUUCUUAAAAACAGUCCUCUAUUAAUAUAGUGUGAAAUAUUUUUCAAAAUUUAGAAAUUAGGUUUAAGAUGUCUAAGAGAUGUCUUAAGUCUUUCCUGUAAACUCGUUGCACAAACUGGAAUUACUUUCCAAAAGACUUAGGGAAUGCAAAUAUGUUAUUUGUAAAAUGCAUUGAGAUUGUAAAUAAAACAAACCAUUUUUGUUUUGUUUAAAUUGCUCAUUAUAGUUCUCUUAUGGGGAGGGUCUUCUCAGUCAUUUUGCAUCUUAAAGUAGUCUCAAGUCAUUUACUUCUUGAUAUUCUCAAUGUUUCUGUCUGAAACCAAAGGAGCACUUGCAGCCUUUACCAGUCAGACAUUUGGAGUGGAGCACCUCCUAGAACGUCCGUCCAUGAUGCUGUGGGAAAUGGCUUCGUCUCACAUCAUGGUAGCAGUGGGCAUAACUGCCACCAGGUACAUUAUGUCAGCUGUGCCAGCCUUUAGAUUACAACGUAAACAAGAUUGUUUAUCUCUCCCAUGUAAAAGUCUGGGAAGGCAGUCCAGGAGCACGGUGACACUGCAGGGUUGUGUCUGCAUUGCUUCUGUGCCGCUCCUCCUGGUGCUCAGCGUGUGGUUUUCAGGUCACAGCUGCACAGAGUUGCAUCAGCCAGAAAGGUCCUGUUGGCAUUUCUGUCUCCUUCCUCUAAGAACAAGUCUGACACAUUGCUCACACCCCAUGGGUUUAUCAACCCAAACUUAAUCACUGGCUCCCUAGCUACAAAGAGGGAUGGGAAAUAAUCCUUGUUCUGGGCUGUCAUGGGCCAAAUUAACAUUUCAGGAUUCAUUACCGAAGAAGCAGCCGAGAAUCGGGGACGAGGCACAGCUAGUACACUAGGUGUUCUCCACCCAAACCAUUGUUUUUAAGGUCAGGUUGUAGCUUAUCCAGUUCAGCAGAAAUGAUGAAAUCUUUUGGAUGCUGCUCCAAAUAGCAGCUAAAAAUGUUCCAAUUUAUAUGUAAUAGAUUCUGGAGGAAAUGUCUGCCCCUCAAUGAAAGCUUUAAAUUACAGGAAAAGGCUGAAAGAAACUUAGUAGCCUGUCAUACCUGUACUUCAAGUAUAGAUUACAGCAAGUUUCAGUAGAAUUACUCUGGUGUAGAAAGAAAAGAAGUCAUUGCUACAUUCUUUCUAAAUAAUUUAACGGGAGAGUAAUUUCUAACUAACAUUAGUACAGGCGUAUGAGGUGUAUUAAAGGGUGUUUGCUGACCAAUAAUCAUUGCUGAGGUUUAUGAAUAGGCUAAUUGGAAUUAAGGUCAUCCCCAUGAUAAUGGCAUUUUUAUUUGUAUAUGUGUGCUUUUUUAAUUUAUUGUAUCAAAGCAUUUAAAAUGAAUAUAUGUAACAUGUACAUAAAUUAUAAAACAUAAUAAAAUGGACACCUGAACUACCA
Messenger RNA from Artibeus jamaicensis (Jamaican fruit-eating bat), 6432 nucleotides. It is a transcript of the gene MTDH, whose product is annotated as metadherin. Gene Ontology annotation, cellular component: nucleus. The record is from RefSeq and is a predicted model, not a curated record. Gene Ontology annotation, molecular function: NF-kappaB binding; transcription coregulator activity. The coding region runs from base 367 to 2205 and encodes 612 amino acids. NCBI's taxonomy places the organism in Eukaryota, Metazoa, Chordata, Mammalia, Chiroptera, Phyllostomidae. The transcript has 13 exons. Gene Ontology annotation, biological process: negative regulation of apoptotic process; positive regulation of angiogenesis; regulation of transcription by RNA polymerase II.